GGACCUAAAGGAGACAAGGGAGUCAACGGAACCAUCGGAGCAACUGGAAAGGAUGGAAUGAAGGGCGAGAUAGGAAUAAAAGGAGACAAGGGAGAAAUUGGAAUGGGAACCCCUGGUGAUGUUGGACCUAAAGGAGAAAAGGGAAUUCGCGGAACCACUGGUACAAAAGGCGCAUCCGGUUCGAUUGGAAAGGAUGGAAUAAAGGGUGAUAUUGGACCAAAAGGAGACAAGGGAGAAAUUGGAGUUGGAAUUCCAGGUGCUGUUGGACCUAAAGGAGACAAGGGAGUCAACGGAACCAUCGGAGCAACUGGAAAGGAUGGAAUGAAGGGCGAGAUUGGAAAAAAAGGAGACAAGGGAGAAAUUGGAAUGGGAACCCCUGGUGCUGUUGGACAUAAAGGAGAAAAGGGAAUUCGCGGAACCACUGGUACAAAAGGCGCAUCCGGUUCGAUUGGAAAGGAUGGAAUUAAGGGUGAUAUUGGACCAAAAGGAGACAAGGGAGAAAUUGGAGUUGGAAUUCCAGGUGCUGUUGGACCUAAAGGAGACAUGGGAGUCAACGGAACCAUCGGAGCAACUGGAAAGGAUGGAAUGAAGGGCGAGAUAGGAAUAAAAGGAGACAAGGGAGAAAUUGGAAUGGGAACCCCUGGUGCUGUUGGACCUAAAGGAGAAAAGGGAAUUCGCGGAACCACUGGUACAAAAGGCGCAUCCGGUUCGAUUGGAAAGGAUGGAAUUAAGGGUGAUAUUGGACCAAAAGGAGACAAGGGAGAAAUUGGAGUUGGAGUUCCAGGUGCUGUUGGACCUAAAGGAGACAAGGGAGUCAACGGAACCAUCGGAGCAACUGGAAAGGAUGGAAUGAAGGGCGAGAUUGGAAAAAAAGGAGACAAGGGAGAAAUUGGAAUGGGAACCCCUGGUGCUGUUGGAUCUAAAGGAGAAAAGGGAAUUCGCGGAACCACUGGUACAAAAGGCGCAUCCGGUUCGAUUGGAAAGGAUGGAAUUAAGGGUGAUAUUGGACCAAAAGGAGACAAGGGAGAAAUUGGAGUUGGAAUUCCAGGUGCUGUUGGACCUAAAGGAGACAAGGGAGUCAACGGAACCAUCGGAGCAACUGGAAAGGAUGGAAUGAAGGGCGAGAUAGGAAUAAAAGGAGACAAGGGAGAAAUUGGAAUGGGAACCCCUGGUGAUGUUGGACCUAAAGGAGAAAAGGGAAUUCGCGGAACCACUGGUACAAAAGGCGCAUCCGGUUCGAUUGGAAAGGAUGGAAUAAAGGGUGAUAUUGGACCAAAAGGAGACAAGGGAGAAAUUGGAGUUGGAAUUCCAGGUGCUGUUGGACCUAAAGGAGACAAGGGAGUCAACGGAACCAUCGGAGCAACUGGAAAGGAUGGAAUGAAGGGCGAGAUUGGAAAAAAAGGAGACAAGGGAGAAAUUGGAAUGGGAACCCCUGGUGCUGUUGGACCUAAAGGAGAAAAGGGAAUUCGCGGAACCACUGGUACAAAAGGCGCAUCCGGUUCGAUUGGAAAGGAUGGAAUAAAGGGUGAUAUUGGACCAAAAGGAGACAAGGGAGAAAUUGGAGUUGGAAUUCCAGGUGCUGUUGGACCUAAAGGAGACAAGGGAAUCAACGGAACCAUCGGAGCAACUGGAAAGGAUGGAAUGAAGGGCGAGAUAGGAAUAAAAGGAGACAAGGGAGAAAUUGGAAUGGGAACCCCUGGUGCUGUUGGACCUAAAGGGGAAAAGGGAAUUCGCGGAACCACUGGUACAAAAGGCGCAUCCGGUUCGAUUGGAAAGGAUGGAAUUAAAGGUGAUAUUGGAAGGAAAGGAGAUCAGGGGGAAAUUGGAGUUGGAAUUCCUGGUGCUGUCGGUUUUAAGGGGAGAAAAGGAGAUACCGGUCCAGUAGGCCCAGCAGGUCCGGGUAAAAUCCAAGGAACUAAGGGUGAAAAAGGAGAAAUUGGAAUCAAGGGUGACAUUGGAUCAAAAGGUGACAAAGGUGAAAUUGGAGCUGGAAUCCCUGGCGCUGCUGGACCAAAUGGUCCUGCUGGUCCUAAAGGAGAAAAAGGUGAAAAUAGUAGAAAGAAAAAAAAGCCACAUCACAAAUUCCAUCGACCAACCACAAAAAAACCAAAGUUGAAAAAUGUUGCCCCACAUAUAAUGCCCAUUUUUUCCUUAUGAUCCAUCACAGAAGAAACGUUUUUUCGGUGAAAAAUCUUGAAAGGAUUUAUUGUUUUGUUCAAUAAAAAUUAACUUAUGAU
Messenger RNA from Daphnia pulicaria, 2237 nucleotides. RefSeq names its product collagen alpha-2(I) chain-like. The coding region runs from base 58 to 2157 and encodes 699 amino acids. NCBI's taxonomy places the organism in Eukaryota, Metazoa, Arthropoda, Branchiopoda, Diplostraca, Daphniidae. The transcript has 18 exons. The record is from RefSeq and is a predicted model, not a curated record.